UUUAGUUCAUGACAAUCGGUUAGUUACGAUAAUGACGUCGAUACAACUGCACAGUUAAAAUGUUAUUCACGUUAUUAUUUACAAACAUUAUGCUAACCGGCGCCGAAAGGAACGUCGAUAAUAAGCCGUAUCUUGUGUUGCCAGUACCUCUCCAAUUGCCCUUCCGUAACGAGCGCUCCGAGCAAUGCUGGCUCCGGAUAGAGGACGUAGAGCUCAUAGAAACAGUGGCCAUCUACUGCUAUAUAGCACAAUCCUUCCUAAGGAACCAUAUACAUGACUAUAACACUAGGAAAAUGAGUGAAGACGAUGUCGAUGUCAGUUUAUGGAGCGAAGAACCAAGGCCGCAAGAAGAUAUUGCCCCGAAAGUGAACAACCAAAAGGAAAGCGUGAUAGAUUGGAAAAUAACCACUGUUUUGGAUCCCAUUACGCGUAUGCGGUUGUAUGUAAGUCGAGAUGCGUAUUGCAGGCUCAUAAUGUACAGUAGAGAAGCAGAGACGAAUUAUAAAGUGGAUUGUGAUAAAAUACUUUACUUCAUCAAUAGCCGUAUGACGAAUAGUGCAGCCUUACGUAACGUUACAAAAUUGCCUGUAAUCAUGUUAAUUGCUAUCAUGUUCCUUGUUUAAUAGAAAAAUUGUCAUUGUAAGUAUUAUUUAUUUAUUAACAAAAGUGAGAAUCUAUAAGUUUAUUUUGUAAGUUUGCGCAAUAAACCAAUUUCAUACAUGAA
This is a messenger RNA of Colias croceus (clouded yellow), 724 nucleotides long. RefSeq lists its product as uncharacterized. Lineage: Eukaryota; Metazoa; Arthropoda; Insecta; Lepidoptera; Pieridae. The record is from RefSeq and is a predicted model, not a curated record. Bases 60 to 623 code for a protein of 187 amino acids. The transcript has a single exon.